This is a messenger RNA of Ectocarpus sp. CCAP 1310/34, 1420 nucleotides long. NCBI's taxonomy places the organism in Eukaryota, Phaeophyceae, Ectocarpales, Ectocarpaceae. The record is from the annotation of a GenBank genome assembly.
CAGCUGGUGUGCUGUAUGCAAGCCGCUUGCUCAGCGGACCCGCGCAGACUUUUCACGAUUGUUUUUUACACGGAACCAAUGGAACCGUGAAAUGGUGUUGAGGUCUACAUUCAAUUCAAACUCCAGGCAGUCGGGGACCUGUACAUUAGUUGUCGCGUAUCACCAUAACUUUCAUCGCCACUCACCGGGCAAGGCGUCAGCGUCACGCGAACCUUGGCGGCACUACUUGCGGCGUAGAUGUUACAGUCAUUCUUCGCGGUGUUGUUGGUUUCUUUUUCUGCAUGUUUCUUCGGAUGCUGCAGCCUCCACGCCGUUAUCGGACUGCUCUGCACUAGCAUCUCCACAAAAAACAUCUAUUUUUCAGGCGUACAUCACCUUCACACACAGGCACCCGUGCGUUCUCACCACACAUUACGCGGUGCUACGUCUUUCCACUCUCACCCGCGCACGGGAACAAUUCUUAUCAGCUUUCCAACUUCGUCGCCAUCUUCAUUUUUCUGUCCAUUUCACCGUUGUCGAUUAUUCUCGCUUGCGAUUCGAGCUCCCGCGCCCCCGGUGGGGGCGCUGGGGCUAUUCAGUACCCUGCUAACCAUCAUGCGGUGGUUUUCCACUGUCUCGUGAAUCCUCCCCCACCCCUAAAAGUAGCAACAGCCACACACCAUGCAAGUGUCCUUUAUUCUUUGGAAGCGUACGAUGACGUCAGCGUUUGCGCUUCUCGCAGCUCUGCUGUUCGUCGCCAACGUCCACGCUCAGGCUGCUUGCCCGGACGGUACCAACCUCUGCUUGGACCCCCACAUGAAAGGCCUCUUCGGCCAGAACAUCGACUGGUUUGGCGUCGACGGUGGAUGGUACUCCUUUGUUCGGGACCCUGACAUUGAUCUGAACGUGAAUGUGCGGCUCACGGCACCUCUCCCCGAAGAGUUCCCUGACCGCCAGCUGGUCACCGGACUCUCGGUAGUGCGGCUCACGGCACCUCUCCCCGAAGAGUUCCCUGACCGCCAGCUGGUCACCGGACUCUCGGUUAUGGCAAGGGGCCACUCGCUCGUUAUCGAGGUGCGGCCCUCGAUGCAAUGCACUGUUUAGGGGGAGGUGUGAGUGGUGGAGAUGUGCGUCGAGAGUACAUAUCUCUGCCGAGUACCUAAAUCAUCGGUGUUAUGCCUGUGUUAGAUUUUUCAGUGGGUAAUUACUGCAGACAUAUUUGCACCAACAGACCAGUCAGCCGCUGAUUCGCUGGAGUCGUCCAAUCCGUUAACCUUUUUAGCAAAAGGCUCGGUACCGACGCGGGUUCGAAUCCCAGCUACGACGCUUUUACGCCAAGUGUACACUCUUUAUACACCAUCACAAGACUGGCGAGGGGUCCGGCCGUGGAGAUCACUCUCCUCCUAGCUGGCCUUUUGAUGCGACACAACGUACGUAUUCA